Messenger RNA from Nymphalis io (European peacock), 1456 nucleotides. RefSeq names its product CLIP domain-containing serine protease HP8-like. The coding region runs from base 192 to 1370 and encodes 392 amino acids. Gene Ontology annotation, molecular function: serine-type endopeptidase activity. NCBI's taxonomy places the organism in Eukaryota, Metazoa, Arthropoda, Insecta, Lepidoptera, Nymphalidae. The record is from RefSeq and is a predicted model, not a curated record. The transcript is spliced from 7 exons. Gene Ontology annotation, biological process: proteolysis.
AAAUAGCUAUAACAUUAAGCUUUUGACAGAUUCAACCAGUCACAAAUUACCAAUCAGUUAGUAACAUAGAACGUACUACGCAUACUCAGUGCUCGAGUAGAACGAUAUCGGUACGGUAGUGUUACGCAGAAAAAGCGACAACAUAACAAAAUAUCUCGUAAACACAAACAAUUAUAAAAAUAUACUAAAUAAUGGAUAAAAUCAUAUGGUUAUCUUCAUAUUUUCUAGUCUUAAUAGUCACAGGAUUCGGUCAAAAUAUUGAAGUUGGUGAACCCUGUGAAACUAAAUUUUAUAAUGGAACGUGUGUUGCUUUAACUACGUGUCCUUCAGCCGUGGCUUUGGUAAAAAUCAAAGAUAUCAAAACAUUAAGAAACAUAUUAUGUGGAUUCGAAGACAAACAUCCUAAGGUCUGCUGUCCUGCAGCAGGAAAUACAAUAACGUUCAAUAAUAAAACCGAUGAAACGGCAACGAGUAGACCUAGGAAGUCUACAACCAUGAGACAGGAAGAUUUGACAACGACGAUUCCAAAAUCAUAUUCGGAUCCAUUUCCGGAUCGAAAUGCUUGCGGUCAAGUGAAAGCUUCGGAUAGAAUCGUCGGUGGAACUAUCGCCGAACUUGAUGAGUUUCCGUGGUUAGGUCGCAUCCGUUACUCAAUUGGUGAUGAAAACAAAUUUACUUUCGCUUGUUCAGCAUCACUUAUUACGAACCGUUAUCUCGUAACUGCUGCUCAUUGCGUUCAAAAUGGGAGAACAUUGAUCCCAGUAAGCGUGCGUUUAGGUGAAUGGGACGAACAAACUGAAAAAGAUUGUAAAGAUGGUUAUUGUGUUGAUACACCACCCAUUGAUGUCAAUAUAAGUAAAAUCAUCACCCAUCCAAGAUACAGCCCAGAAACUAUAACACAAAAUGACAUAGCUUUGAUACAAUUAGAAGCACCAGUUGAAUUUACAAAUUUCAUUCAGCCAGUGUGCUUACCAACAACCGAAUACAUCAUGAUGCAAGAUUAUGUGCACGAAAGUGCUUACUGGGUAGCGGGCUGGGGACUGACGGAAUUUGGAACUUCAUCACCUAUUAAACGUAAAGUGAGGUUGGAAGCUGUACCGACCGAGACAUGUAAAGGAAUAUUAAAGAACAUACCAGAAUCUUCAUUUCCAACCUUAAUAUGUGCCGGUGGUAGACUGGGAAAGGACAGCUGCAAAGGUGAUUCCGGCGGAUCACUGGUUAGAGAAGUUAUGGAAAAUUACCAAAACAAUUGGUAUCUGUUCGGAAUUACUAGUCUUGGUGCCAGCACGUGUGGAGCUGAAGGUAUACCUGGAGUGUACACGAGGGUGAUUCGAUACAUGGAUUGGAUAAGAGAAACUGUUGCUACUUGAGUGCAAAAUGAAGUGUCCAGUGUGUUGACAAAUAUUUAUAUAGCCAAUGGCAGGAACAAAGAUAAAUAAACAACCUUAACCUUGAA